Messenger RNA from Paramisgurnus dabryanus, 2259 nucleotides. Its product is annotated as beta-1,4 N-acetylgalactosaminyltransferase 2-like. Gene Ontology annotation, cellular component: Golgi membrane. Gene Ontology annotation, biological process: UDP-N-acetylgalactosamine metabolic process; UDP-N-acetylglucosamine metabolic process. The record is from RefSeq and is a predicted model, not a curated record. Lineage: Eukaryota; Metazoa; Chordata; Actinopteri; Cypriniformes; Cobitidae. Gene Ontology annotation, molecular function: acetylgalactosaminyltransferase activity.
GCAGUCACAGGAUUCAUUGAAGUUUAACUUGAUGCAGAAACGGCGAUUAUAAAAUGCUGAAUGGAUUAAAAGUUAAUUGCAAUGUAAACUACACGUUAAGAUGGUUUAAUUUCGACGUAGUAUAAACCGAAUUCGAUUUAUGUAUUCGUAGAUUUAUUUCUUCAUCAUGUGUCGAAACCAGCGGAUUUUAUUCAGCGGAGUUCUUCUCGCGCUCGUCUUCCUGUUUGUCCUUUAUCACAUAAAAUAUGAUUCCUGGAGUAAAACCUCUCUUCAGAUACUCAGCUUCUCCAAAGCCACAAGUUGCAACAGUGAACCAGAGACCCAAAGUCACCCCAAACCAAAUAUAGGGCCGUUCCCUAAAGAAAAUUCUUUAUCCUGUACCUGCCAAAAAACUGAGCCAGCAAACCGUUUUGUGUCAAAGGAUGAACUAGAAGAUCUUCAGAAACGUAGAGCAGAAGAAUACAGACAACACCAGAUCAGGAUGGGUAAACAAAAUGAUGUUCUUGUUCUUGCCCCUCCCAAUACUCCACUCCAGUAUCCCAUCAAAGGAUUCAGAGUGACUCCAUUAAAUAAAACACUCAUUCCUGGUCUAGCUCUGCAAACACAAAACCGAACAAUUUACAAGGUGUCACUGAGGGUACAGAAAGGUCUGCUGUCUGUAAUGAAUGUUAAGGAGGAUGAGAUUGUUUUGGGCCAGAAUGAGGGAUUUCUGACAAUAUCAUCCGACAGCCUUGAACAGAUCAAUAAACUGCUGAGCAGAGUGACCUACACCAGCACCAUCUACCACAUCAAGACUGAAGAUCUUGCUUACUUAUCUUUUGAGAACCAUGAGGUCAUAUUCCCCAUUGAGAUCAGACGUCUAUCAGUUCCUAUUCUUUAUAACCCAGGGAAAGAUAUAAACUCUCAGGUGACUAUACUGGUUAAGGCAUUCUUGAGAUAUGAAGAACUAAAGGUUCUCAUCCAGAGUGUUCGUGUGAACUACCCAAGCAUAAAGAUCAUUGUAGCAGAUGACAGUCUUAACCCAGAAAAGGUUGUUGGUGAUAAUAUUGAGCAUUACAUUAUGCCUCCAGCACAGGGUUGGUUUGCUGGCAGAAAUCUGGCAGUCUCACAAGUCACAACGAAAUACUUCUUAUGGGUAGAUGAUGAUUUUCUGUUUCUGAAUGAAACCCGUAUAGAGAGAUUUUUGGAGAUCAUGGAAGCCAAUCCUGAAUUAGAUGUGGUUGGUGGUGAAGUUGAUGGAAAUCAUUUUUCCUUUAAAUUGCAAUAUGACGAAGGGAACAGCGAGGAAGGCGGCUGCAUCACACGUAUCAGUGGUACUCACACACCCCUGCCGGGGUUUAAUGGAUGCUUCUACACCGACGGAGUUGUCAACUUCUUUUUGGGCCGAACGGAUGCCGUGCGAAAAGUCGGAUUUGACCCGUUUCUCAAACGGGUGGCUCACACUGAGUUCUUCAUUGAUGGACUGGGAGAUUUGUUAGUCGUCACCUGCAGCGGUCUUAAGAUCGGCCAUCAAAAACGCAAGAACACAGGCAAUUAUAACAGCUACAGGCAUCCGGGACAAAAUGACGGACACAUGAAAACAAGUCAUCAUUUUUUUAAGAAUCAUCUAAAAUGUAUCAAGUAUUAAGGAGCAUCACAGCACCCUCACAUACAGCAGUAAAGCAACAUUAUUGGUGAAUACAUUUAUUUGUAAUUUUUUUAUGUACAUUGAAAAAAAAUCAUGUGAUCAGUAAGUCAUAUCAAGCUAUGUUUUUACAGUACCUAUCAAAUUAUUAUUAUUUUUUAUUUGUUUUAGUUGUAUAAAUGUAUCGCUCUUUUUGCAUUGUAUACAUUAAUUUAUCUUACCGUUCAAAAGUUUACGAUCACUUACUGAUGAUUUUUUUUAUGAAUCAUAAUAUACUAGUCACCAUUUUAAGUGGAUCAAAAAAUUUCAAAGGUGUCCUUAGACAAGAACAGGUAUUAAAUAUUGGUUUAAAGAAAGGUUUUGAUCCACUUUAAAUGUUGACUACUGUAUACUUAAGCAUCUUGUAAAAAAGCUCAUAUUGGAUGACAACAUACUGAAAGAAAUUGACAGAAUUAAAAAUAAUUUGACAAACAUUUCAGUCACGUGACCCUAAACUUUCUAAUGGUGUAUAUAAGUUGUAAAAUAAGAUAUAAACUAUUUAUUGAAAGCACUUUUGUCUGUCAUUGAAUGUUUGGAUCUUGUUUAAAAGAGAGUAUCUGCAAAAUAAAGGACAAUCAGGGUGAGUUUUAUAAAUA